UCUGGUCUUCUUCUAUUUGGAGUUGAGGGAAAAAAACAGAGUAAAAAGAAUGUUGCAGACCGUGUAGAGCUUUGUGCAAAAGAAAUCCCUUUAGCUUUCGGAGACAUUCUUCUUUGUCUUUCUUUGUGUUCUCAGAGUGGGUUUGAGAGAGAUCUCGAUGGCGAUCGAAGAGUGAAUGGGUCUAUUGGGAUUUUGGGUUUGGUUUUGGAAAUUCUUGUGUGAAUCCACCAUUAAAGGUUCCGUGAUUAAGCUUGUAAACAUAAUAUUCAUAUAGUGCAGAAGCUUGACGCCUGAGCAACGAGAACGUAGGUCGAUUUUGACUGAACCCCGCGAUGGCAAAAUUUUCAGGAAUAUCAUCAGUUUGCCUUUUCAUGAUGUUUAACCUCAAUGUAUCAGCUGUUUGCGGUGUUUGUGCCAAUUUCAUUGUUGAAUUAAAUUUCAGCCUCCUUUUCAAGCAGGAAAUGGAGCUAUCUUCGAUAGGAUUUAGAAUACUAGAAAGACUUCGCUUGUCUGUAUUAAUAUUCUUUUCUUUCGUCUGAUUCCAAGGGCUGAUGAAAAUUGAUAUGAUCAUUAAGGUAGGAUUUAUUAUGAAAAAGGUAACAAAAGGGAAUGUUACAACAAAGUUGUCGGACCUUGGAGGUUAACCUAGCUACGUUCCGCAGCAUGUGGAAGCGAUUAUGGCUGUACCAUUGAGAUAUCCAGUCUGUAGUUUAGUGUCUCAGCCAAGGAAGAUUCAGUAUUUUUAAGCAUGAAUUUAGGUGUGGAGGUAAGGAAGUCUCAGACAGCUGUAAAGAAUUCUUCAUUUAGAGUUGGUAGACCUUAUUGACUCUCUCUAUUUUAGUUACUGCAGGUUGCAGCUACAUUAUAAUACUUUUGUGAACAAAUGUCGUUUUACCUUAUUCAUAAACUUUUAUGUUGUCUAAUUUUGUCAUUGACUUAUCCUGAGUAUGUGAUUUGAAAUAACAUUUAUGUUGCUAUUUUGUGCUAUAGUCUUUUAACUGUUUGUCAAAUGUCCUGUACGAUGCAUUUAAUAGGUGAUAUUUCAGAACUUAGAUGAUAGCAUUUUAUAUAGUACGGUUAAGUUUAAUAGGUGAUAUUAAAUCUUGGACAUUAAGAAACUCCGUGGGAAUGGAAUCUAAUUUCUAGCAUCAAAAUUUAAAAAAAAGUACAACCUGUAAAUAAUGGUUUUUAAGCUAUUGCAUCAGCCUUCAGCCAAGUUAUUUGUGGAUCCUAAGUUCUACUCGAACUUCAACUCAUUGCGAAUUUUAAGUAUAUAGAAACGUGAGAUUCAGCCUCCAGGAUCUUGAUUUGAAUUAAUCUUUUUAUUUUCUUUGAUCUGAUCUAAUUGCUUUUGUUCAGUGGAAUUUUCCUUUGUUUCCCCCAGAAAAAGAAAAAAAAAAAAAAUUGCAGAGAGAGAUGAGCUGUGGGUAAAAUGAGAUCGAUCACACUUGCUGGAGAAUCAUGUGCGUGCACGUGGUGGGAAUUGAUUUGCCUUGUACGUUAAUUAAGUUCCUUCUAUAUACAGGCUAAGUAAAACUUGGAGACCAAGUCCAGUAGACUUGCAGACCAAGCCAAGUACCAAGCCAGGUAGAAGACAAAUUAAGCAGGAAGCAAUCAUGUCUCAGCCGGUAGAUGCUAUGCUCCAAAACCUUUUUCAACUAGUAAAGAACGAGGCACAAUACGCAUUGGACUUCAAAGUUGAGUUUGAUAAAAUGGAGUCACGCCUUGAUCUUAUGAUAGCCUUCAUGAUUGACACUGAGAAUCUCAAGAAUAAGAAUGAAGUUGCCAAGGCAGCUAUAAUCAAGCUUAGGGGAAUGAUUUAUGAUGCUGAUAACGUUCUUACUGAUUGCAUUGUCAGAGAUGAAUACAAGAAAUAUCGUUCUUGCUUCCAUUCAUACCUCUCUGAUCCAUUGUUUUUGUAUAAGACAGGAAAGAAAUUGAAAGACAUCAAUACGAGAAUUGAGCAGAUAGAGAAGAGCUUGGGUAGUUUCCAAAGAGACCCACAUCAUACCAUUCACACUGAAGAUUCAAGCCAUGCUAGAGGAUUCAUGUCUCAGGAUUCCUACCCAUCCGAGACAGUUGGAUUGGAAGCUGAUUUGAAGAAGAUCAAAGGGUGGAUUCUUGACACCCAAGAAACACUUUUGCAAAUUGCCAUUGUGGGGAUGGGGGGUUUGGGAAAAACCACCAUUGCCCAGAAAAUCUUUCAUGAUAAUGAGGUACUAAGUCGGUUUGAUAAGAUCAUAUGGGUUACUGUUUCAAGAGCUUUUAGGGAGGAGCAUGUUCUAAAGCGCAUGUUGGAAAGGUUAGGGAAAAAGGUAUCUGGGUUCGAUAGUAGCCAAUUGCUUGGAGAGUUUCAACAAGUUCUUGCUGAUAAGACUUGCCUUAUUGUUAUGGAUGAUGUAUGGGAAAUGAAUAUGGAAUGGUGGACAACCCUGUGCUCCAUUUUUCCAAGACGAGAUGGUAAAAGCAGCUGCAUCAUAAUUACUACAAGGAAUGAAAAUGUUGCUAAUGAUAUGGGCAUUGAAAACUCGCGAAUCCAUAAGCCUGAUUUUCUAAAUUACAUCGACAGUUGGUCUUUAUUCUCCAAAUUUGCAUUUUCUUCUAAUAAGGGAAUUUGUCCAAAUCCCAAGUUUGAGAAAAUAGGCAAGGAUAUCACGAAGAAGUGUGGGGGGCUUCCACUAGCAAUCAAGACAAUAGGAGCUUUAUUAGCACCAAAGAUUGAAUCCCUUGCUAGUUGGACUCAAACUUGGGAAAGUUUUCAUGACUUGACAACUGAAGGAAGAAAUAAAUCGGUUAUGGCAUCUCUUCAACUGAGUUAUGAUGAACUCCCAUCUCAUCUAAAGCAAUGCCUAUUGUCUUUCUCCAUUUACCCUGAAGACUUCGAGGUAAGAACCGAACAACUAAUCCAUUGGUGGGUUGGUGAGGGUCUUAUCCAGGGCAAAGGCUCAAAAUCAGCAAUUGAAAUGGGGUACGAAUACCUCUUGCAACUAGUGAAAAGGUGUCUUGUCGAAGCUAUGCAACAACGACGCUAUGAUGGGAGGAUCUACAACUGUAAGAUACAUGAUAUGGUGCGGGAAUUGAUCAGCAUGAAUGCUCAGGAGGAGGCAUUUUGUAGCUUUGAUGAAAAAGGCCAGCAAAGAUUGACAGAGGAAUGUCGGUGGUUAGGUUUCAGCAAUGCCAUGCAAGGAAAGCCACUAGGAAACAAGUCGAAGAUCAGAGCAUUAAUUUUAUUGGUGUCAAAUAUCGUGAAGCAUGACUUAAAGAAUUUCGGCUCACUGACAUCCCUUAGAGUGUUGGAUAUCUCAAAUAGCAACUUGAAAGAGAUCAAUGCAGAAGAGCUGUUUAAGUGGAUUAGUUCCCUCAAACGAUUAGCGAAUCUGAAUCUUGCUGGAGUUCGAGGCUUAGAAUCAGUGCCAUCUUCAAUUAGAAAACUUCUCAAUCUUCAGUUAUUGGUUUUGACCAAAUGCGUCGAUCUGAAAAGUAUACAUCCAUCAAUUACAACUUUAAGGAGGCUGAUAUUAUUAGACUCGAGGUCUUGUCCACUUGAGAACCUACCCAGGGGAUUGGGAGGGUUAUCUAAUCUUCAAGAACUAUCUGGAUUCAUGGUGAUGAGUCAGUCGAAAGGAAACUGCUGCCAACUUAUUGAGCUUGGAGAACUUAAACAGAUGAGAGUACUUCGAAUCAACUUAAGUGAUGAUACUGAAGUCUCAGAAAACGAGCUGAACGUCCUAGCUCAUCUUGAAAACCUCAAGGUUCUAGGUAUUGAUGCUGGCAAUUGUAAGAGGAACACCUCAGAGAUCUUGAAGAAGAUGGAUCGGCUAGUUCCUCCUCCAGCGUUGCAGGAGCUGUAUCUUAGGAAUUACCGUCACUCAACUCUACCAUUGUGGGUUUGUCCCUCCCGGCUUACUAGAUUGCAAUACCUUUCCAUUGAAAAUGGAGAUCUUAUCAACUUAGCCCCAGAGGUUGAGGAUGACAAUCAUCACAUUGCUUGGAACAUCGAGGGUCUAUGCUUGAAGUUCUUGGCUCGAUUGGAUGUGAACUGGACGGACUUGCAAAAUGAUAUGCCGGUGCUACGCUACAUGGAGGUUAGUCAUUGCUACAAACUGAAAGGUUUCCCCUGUUCUGUUAAGUCUCAAUCAGUUUUAGAGAAAAAAUCAGGAUUUUGGAGAAAAAAUUAGGAUUGAAGAAAAUCACAAUGUCCAAGAAGUCCUUUAAUUGUGUGAUGUCACUAUAAAUAUUAUUUUCUUUCUAUGCAUUGAUGCUACUGUUGUAAUAUGUGUGAUGUGUGGAUAUUUUUAUGCUUUAUUGUAUUGAUCCUCUUUUGUAAUAUUGGUGUUGGCGUAUUUAUGUAUAAUUGAAAUAAAUUUAACUUUAAGUUUGUUGAUUC
Molecule: messenger RNA, 4387 nt
Organism: Ziziphus jujuba (common jujube)
Lineage: Eukaryota; Viridiplantae; Streptophyta; Magnoliopsida; Rosales; Rhamnaceae
Product: disease resistance RPP13-like protein 4
Exons: 6
Coding region: 1617-4178 (853 amino acids)
Biological process (GO): defense response to other organism
Molecular function (GO): ADP binding
Source: RefSeq, a predicted model, not a curated record